AAACAACUUAUCCACUUUACGGACAUACCAAAGCUUGGAAAAUGGCGGCGUUGGAGAUGGAGCUGUCAAAUAGAAAAUUUGUUUGAACAUAGUGACAUUAGAAACUAAAAUAACUGUCGAGCAAUAUGCCGUCGCAAAAAACACGGUCCAAGGAAGACACCUGGACACCUGAUGAAUUAAACAAAGCUCUUAGUAAGACAGGUGAAAGAAGACAUCACAGAGAUAGGGAUGAAGAUAGAAAGAAAGAAAAGGUUAAUGGAGAUAGACGUCAUAGAGAUGAUGAUGAUAGAAGACGCAGGCAUAAAGAUGAUGAUGAAAAAGGAAGAGAAGCCCGUUUGACAGAGGAGGAGCGUGAAAGACAGAGAGAGGAACGCAGACGUAAACGAGAGGGAAAAGAUGGUGGUAGCAGUAAAGACAAAAAGGGGAAAGAAAUCCAGUUUAGGGGUAAAUCAGACAACAGGGACAUAGAACUUAAUGACGUAGAGGAAAAUGGGUCAGAGGACCGUAGACGGCGUCAUCAUGGUGAUAGAGAGAGGCGGCACCAUGACGAUGAUGAUCGUGAAAGGCGUCGUCAGGAACGGGAACAACGACAUCGGGACGAAGAUGACGACAGAGAAAGACGUCGCAGACACAAAGAUGACGAUAAUGAUCGUGAUAAACGGAGAAAACAUCACGACGGAGAGGAUGACGGUCUAGAAAGACGUAGGAAACAUGACAAUGAUGAUAGAGAUAAACGAAGGAGACAUCAUAAUGAAGAUGAUGAGGAUGAAAGAGAGAGAAGAAGAAGUGAAAGGAGAAGGGAAAGAGAAAUGCAGGAGGAAGAGGAGAGGAGAAAAAGACAUGAGGAAAGGAAAGAACGAAGAAAAGAUGAAGAUAGAAAGAAGGAUCGAGAUAGAGAAAGGGGGGAUCGAGACAGGGACAGGGACAGAGGGGAAAGAGAUAAGGAUAGACAAAGAGAUAGGAAAGACAGGGACAGACAUAAAGAGAGUGAACAAGAGAAAGAAGAAAGACGGGAAAGAGAGAGAGAUGAACGAAGAAGAGAAAGAGAAGAUCGUCAUAGACAGAAAGAAGAAAAGAAACCAAAAGAAGAGGAAAAGAAAGAGGAAGAAGACGAAUACAAUUAUGAGGAAGAUUUUGAAGAUUAUGAAGAAGAUUUUGAAGAAGAUGAAGAUGAUGAACCAGUUAAUAAACCUAGAAAUGUUCAGCUAACCCAAACACUUGCACCACAGAAAACGAUUGUUCAUAAGUCACUUGUGAACAAGGAAUCGAUACACAAAAAGGAUCAAGGAGGAUCUCGCCUAGAUUAUUCAGAUUCAGAAAUGAACGAUGUUUUACGUGCAUUGGAUGCUGAGAAUGACAGAUUAUUGAACAGUUCAUCAAGAAGUCCCCAGGUGUCUGCUAAAUAUGGUAGAUCAAGGGAUCAGCAAGACUCGGACCAAGGUGAUGACAGUGACGAAGGCUACCAAAAAUCCUACCAACCUCGCAUGGAUCGCCCUCGUACCGCUAUUAAUUUUGUAUCGGCAAAACAGCGAGCAGUCAGCCGCAAGACAGCCAGCAAGACGAUGCAGCGUGGACAUGACUUGUUGAAAAUGUUGGAGCUUGAUUUUGCUAGUUUUGACAUCAUGGACAUGCCGCCAGUGAAUGAAUAUGAUCUCUACAUCAGGGCGUUCGGAAGUUCAGAUACUAGACAGGCAUAUGUACAAACAAAUGAUGAUAAUGUUGAUAAAGAUAUUCAAACAGAGGAGGUAGAUUGUAGACAGAAAUGGACACAGCAUCCUCCAGAAGACUUUAAAGGAUAUGGAAGGGGUGAUGGAGAGAAAGAUAUAGAGGAUGAAGAAGAAUCUCAGAGUAAAGUUAACAGGGAACAAGAUAUGGGCAGGCUGAAUAAAUUCCUGGAGAAAGCAGGGCAGGUGAUAGCUUUACUAUUGGAAGAGGGAAGGGAAGAUGAAAUGGAGUCUAAGGGUCAGAGUCAGACACAUAUUAAUGUUAGUGAGGGAUACACACAACUUGAUGUACAGCCUAUACUUCAAGGUAGGUUGAAACAAAUUGCUAUUAUUAAAAUUUAUCUUAGAUGUCCAUGGUAUAAACAACAAUAUAUACUUCAUGGGGGGCUUAUAAACAAAAUAAUCGUCAUGUGUGAUAUUGUUUUCGCAUUUCUCACCUGUACAACCAAACUUAUUACUUUAACAGUAUAUAUCAAAGUCCACCAUCUCAGAACGAUGAGUCAUAUUCAUCUCAGAUACCCUACAUAUGAUACAGCUUGUGUUUUGAAAGAAGAGAAUCACCAUAGUCCAGUUACCUCGAUUCUUCCAAUAUAUUCUUAUAUAAAUACGAAAAAAGUUUUAAAAAGAAUUCUUCUUUCAGAUACCUCUUCCGGACUGUCAUUCCAACUGGUGUCUACAGAAGAAAGUGCUGUUUUACAUUUUUGGGUUGUGGCAGAGAUAGGCUUGCCUGACAUAGCUGGUUCAGAAAGUGAUUUGGGGCUCGCACCAGGGGCUGGGGUAAAAUUGCUCAAAAGUUCUUCAUUGACUAUGAGUAGCCCAACCAAAGAUGCCAGGUUACAGUCUGGACUGAGAGCAUUAGAUAUGUCACUGAUGCCGAAUGAUCCAAAUCACUUUUAUGUGGCUACUGACUCUGGAAGCAUUUUACAUGGAAUUCGUUUUGGAAAAAGAACGUUUCCUCGUGCUCAUUCACCUGUGAUAGAUACCAUUGUUGAUGUUGUUUCUAUUGAUUUUUCACCUUUUGAUCAACCUUGUUUUCUCACUGGUUGUUCAGAUGGAUCAUUUUCAAUUUAUGACACAAAAUCAGAGAAUCCUUUGAUAACCUGGCCUUCAAUAACUAAAGGAAAAGCAGUACAGUGUGUAAGAUGGUCUCGCAGCAGAGCCUGUGUGUUUUAUGUGCUAGACGUUACAUCUACACUAUACGUGUUUGAUCUUCUAGAGGGAGAUGUUCAACCAAAAUAUAUUGAAACAAUUUCUAAAGAAAGGAUAACAAGUUUUUCUCUGACCACAGUCCAGAGACCAGAUGGUCUAGGAACCACUUGUAAAGAUGCACAAAUGCUGUUUAGUUUUGGGGAUGGUAAAAUGGAGGUUCACACUAUUACAAAGUCACUAAGCGUUCCGGAACAACUAGAGACUGACUAUCUUGGCAGUUACCUGCAAAGAUUCUGAUAGUUGUAAAAUCAUCAACAAAUAAUUUUAUUUUACAAGCAAAUUCUCACAAACAAAUCUCUCCAUAAAUCUCCAGUUCUGGAAGUACAAGUUCAGUGAACAGUAGAAUGUUGCAUUUUCAGAUACUGCCCCUGUGUUAAUAAUAAUGUUUUCAUUUUAUUUAAAAAUGAUUAUGAAAAAAAGGCAGUUAUACUAAAAAAGGGAGGCAAUUCUAUAAUCUCAGUUGUUGCUUUUUUAGCUCACCUGUCACUGACAGGGUGAGCUUUUGUGAUCACUUUUCGUCCGUCCGUCCGUCGUCCGUCUGUCCGUCGUCCGUAAACUUUUACUUUAAAUGACAUCUCCUCAUAGACCACUGAGCCAAUUUCAUCCAAACUUCACAAGAAUAUUCCUUUGGUGGUCACCUUUGAAAAUUGUUCAAUUUAAUUUAAUUUAAUUCCAUGCAGAACUCUGGUUGCCAUGGCAACCAAAAGAAAAAACUUUAAAUAUCUUCUUCUAAAAAACCCAAAGAGCUAGAGCUUAGAUAUUUGGCAUGAAACAUCUUCUAGUGAGUAUCUACCAAGUUUGUUCAAAUAAAAGCCCUGGGGUCAAAAUUGGCCCCGCCCCAGGGGGUCAUUGAUUUUCCCUAUAUGCAUAUAGUAAAAACUUAAAAAAUCUUUUUUUAAAGAACCCAAAGAGCUAGAGCUAAGAUAUUUAGCAUGAAACAUCUUCUAAUAGGUGUCUACCAAGUUUGUUCAAAUAAAAGCCCUGGGGUCAAAAUUGGCCCCGCACGAGGGGUCACUGAUUUUUCCUAUAUGCAUAUAGUAAAAACUUAAAAAUCUUCUUUUAAAGAACCCAAAGAGCUAGAGCUAAGAUAUUUAGCAUGAAACAUGUUCUAAUGAAUGUCUACCAAGUUUGUACAAAUAAGAGCCCUGGGGUCAAAAUUGGCCCCAGCCCAGGGGGUCAUUGAUUUUCCCUAUAUGAAUAUAGUAAAAACUUAAAGAGUCUUCUUUUAAAGAACCCAAAGAACUAGAGCUAAGAUAUUUAGCAUGAAACAUGUUCUAAUGUAUGUCUACCGAGUUUGUUCAAAUAACAGCCCUGGGGUUAAAAUUGGCCCCGCCCCGGGGGGAUAUUGAUUUUCCUUAUAUGUGUAUAGCAAAAACUUAAAAAUCUUCUUCGAAAAAACCCGAAUAGCUAGUGUUUAGAUUUUAAGCAUGAAACAUCUUCUAGUAAGUGUCUACAAAGAGUGUUCAAAUAAAAGCACUGGGGUCAAAACUGGCCCUGCCCCAGGGGUGUCAUUGUUUGUAAAUAUAUGUGCAAAAAAAAACAACUUAAAAAAACUUCUUUUAAAAAAACCCAACGAGCUAGACCUUAGAUGUUUAGCAUGAAACAUCUUCUAAUGGGUGUCUACCAAGUUUGUUCAAACAAAAGCCCUGGGGUUAAAACUGGCCCCGCUCCGGGGGCCUAUAUACAGGUGAGCGACUUCAGGGCCAUCAUGGUCCUCUUGUUUUAAUCUGUCACUCUGUCAUCAGUUAACAUUCCAUGCUCUCUUUUUCAAGGAAUUUUCAUAAAUGUUUUAGAAUCAGACAUUAUGUUAAGGUUACAAAAGUUAUAUUUAAAUGAGUGGUAGUGUUUGGAUGGAGAAAAACAGACUUUUAGAAAAUGUACAUAUACAUAUGUACAUAAAUGUCCAUUUCAGAGAUACAUUUUGAACUGCAACUGCUGAAAGAUACUUUAUUUGUUUAUUAUAAGAAAUAAGCUACAAAUUUUCCCUAAGAAAUUAUGUUAUUAUAAAUAGAGGCCAAGUCACAAACUUCUUUCUAUUUUAGAGUAAUUCAUUCAGUAUAUUAGUAGAAAAAUAACAUCUUAAAUCAGUUUAUAGUUCUUACAGAGUCUAAAAGUGAUUUAAUAAAGUGACUGAAGUAUUUUCAGCUCAAAAGAAUGUGAAUUGUAAAAAAAUAUUUUGAAAACAUUCCAUUGUAAAUGUUACUAUAAAUAGAUACUGUGAUAUCUUAAUUGUUAUGUAUAUACAUGUACUAGAGAUAAAUGUACUACUGCGUAGUGAUAUGACUGAGGUUCUUUACAUUUUACUUAUAUUCAAACAGAUAUCAAAUGCUAUUCCAUGGUUGAUCUUCUCAGAUUCAUGCUAGUUUUCAUGAAAAUUUUGAACUUAAAAUAUUGUGAAAUGAACAAAUUUACCCCAUAGAACCCAUGGAAAUUACUAAAUGAGGUCAAAAUAUGCAAAAAUAGCCCUUACUGCAUUACAUGGUGAAAAAUACUGCAAAAUUGGUCAUAAAACGCACAUAACAUGGAAAUUAUUACUUUUAUCUUGAAUCAUUUUACUUUCCUUAAAAUCUAAUAACUUUUUUUAUCAAGUUUGAUUUUUCCUAUAAAUGAAAAAAUAUUUUGGCUUAUCUGCAGCUUUAAUAUAUAAAGCAAACAUUUUGCCAUAGAUGAUUUUCCUUAUGGGCCUGAUUGCUAAAUUGCCAUAAUUAUGGGUUGUUUACUUGUAACAUAUUCAAGCUGUUUGUGUUAUUAUAAAAUCUCUGCAUGGUUCAUAAAAAACUUAUAAAUUUGAAUGCUGUGAUAUUUUUUUAUGUACAAAUGUAGUGUUAAAAAAUGCUAGUCCAAAUGUCUGUAAAGUGUAUGAAGGAUCAUUGCAAGAGUAACCUUGCUUAACUUUGUUUGUUCAUUGAGUAAGGUUUGUGUUUCAGUGGUAUUUAACUCAAAUCCUACUGAAUUUAUGAAAUGGAUUUACCAAACGGUAACUUUGAUUUGUUCUUUUUUAACUUUUAAGAGUUUGCUAUAUGUAAAAUGAAAAACUGAACAGAAACAGAACUGAUUGUGAAUGUAUACUGGGCGUAAUGAAGGUCCAUCAGUCCUUUCAGGCACUGAGAGUACAGACCCCUGUGUUUCUGCAUCACUCUGCAUAUAUGUGUAUGCUUGUCUAGCUCAGUAUUUGUGGCAUAGGCAAAUUUUUGUCACUGCUAGUAUACAAAAAUAUUUAGAAGAUGAACAAAUUAAAAUAUCACUGUACAUACAGGCUCAUUACCAUAACGAUGUAGAGUUUGAUUGCAUAAAACUUUGAUAAAUUUGCUUUAUCUGGAUAACUCAUUUUUCACAUCAUUCUGUCUCUGAAUUAAUGGUGCCUUUUACUUUGUCAGGGCUCAAAUAAUUUGAAUUGUCACAUAUCCCAUAAAGGGUCAGAUAGUGUGUUUCUUAAGUGCAUUGUAACUACUUUAUUAUUUUGAUCUUUGUUUUAUAUUUUAUUUAGGUUAUUUAUAGCUCGACCAAGUUUAAAUCCGUCCAUAUUAUAUUUAUAUAUUUCAUGUAUAAUAAAUACAUAUCAUUGAUAUAAUAUGUGCAUAUCAAAGUACAUGUAUAUUUAAAUGUUAUUGUACUUUAUGUUUAAUGAAUUUAUUGCACUGAAAGUCUAUUUAAAUCUGCAACUUUUUUUCAAUCCUUUGUGUAAUUUUUAUGGUUUUGAACACGAUAGUUAAGUGUAACAUAAUGCACUUAAAGAAAAGUUCCGACCAUGUUUCAAUCCACCUUUGAUAAAGUCCGAGGUACAAAUGUCUUUGCUUCAAUUAUAAGGCUAAAAUUAAUUUACUCGUGCUUAGAAUUAUUAUUAAAACUGUCAGCUUACUGUUAUCAGUCUCUACAGAGGAAAGAUAAACACACUGUUCAUUAUGCUUUUGAGAAAAAUAAUUUGAAUUUUUUAAAAACAGGGACUAGGUGUUUAGGACCAUUUCUUACCUUUUCAUAGUGACAAUAUUUAAUGUAUUUAUUUAUUGGAGAAGUGUUAGAGAUUGUGUUUAAAAUUCAUGACGUAGAAAUUAUGAAUUUUGUAUGCUCUUUUUUUUUUCUUUGACUUGAUAUGAAAAAUAAUUGUUACUUUAUGCUAUUUAUUUCUAAUAAAUGAUACUGAACUG
Messenger RNA from Ruditapes philippinarum (Manila clam), 7078 nucleotides. RefSeq names its product cytoplasmic dynein 2 intermediate chain 1-like. Gene Ontology annotation, molecular function: dynein heavy chain binding; dynein light chain binding. The coding region runs from base 126 to 3170 and encodes 1014 amino acids. Lineage: Eukaryota; Metazoa; Mollusca; Bivalvia; Venerida; Veneridae. The transcript is spliced from 30 exons. Gene Ontology annotation, biological process: intraciliary transport. Gene Ontology annotation, cellular component: cytoplasmic dynein complex. The record is from RefSeq and is a predicted model, not a curated record.